UGCUACAAAAAAAAAGGAUGUGGUAAUUAAUCGAAAAAUUAUUGUUGAGAUUGCACCACCUGAGACUGCUUAAAUGAUCACAAAAAUCACCCUCUUGGCCAGGUAUUAAUGCUAGAGUUGUCUUAACUGCGUUUAAAUAGUCUUAUUUUAACUAUAAUCAAUAGUUUUUGUAUAUUCAUAAAGAACCUACACAAAACGGUGACGACGUUAAAUCCUAAAUUGGGGAAUGUGGACUUUUUAGUUGUUGUGAAGGCCACUCGCCUAUGAAAAAAGAAGCUCUGAUAUAAAACUCUGAUAUUUUUUUGUUAUUAGCUUUUAUAACAGUAAGACUUUUAACGUUUCUUAGAUUGAGCUACUCUCACAAAAAAUUAAUCCAAGCUUAUCAGUUAAAAUUCUGAAUACAUUAAAGAUGGUGUUUCUAAUGUGCGUGAAAUGAGAAGACUUUUAAAUAUUACUGUCAAUGAAAUGUUUGGAAAGAAAAAUCUUCCUUCUAAAACCAACAGAAGAUUUUAUCCAAGAACUGACAUAAUUCAUUCGCACAUGGUUAAAGAGCGUCUAAAGCAAAGAUACUCGAACAUCGACCAGGACUGCUUAGAAAUCAAAAUAAAAGAAUGGAAAGAAGCUGACUCGUCUGUCAAUAUCUAUUUUCGACCUAAAGAACGAGGUAACAGUGCUGAGCUCUUGUUUGUAUAUCAAGCAUUUUGGCAAAAAAAACUGCUAAAAAAAUAUGGCAAUGAGGUGUUGUUUUUGGAUGCAACAUACAAAACGACACGAUAUUCUUUACCUUUGGUUUUUUUGGUUGUCAAAACAAAUGUGCAUUAUCAAAUUGUAGCAACCUUUGUUAGAGAAAGUGAAACUUUUGAAUCAAUAUCUGAAGCACUUGUUAUCUUAAAGCCUUGGGAUGAAGAUUUGCAACUUCUUUAUUGCAUGACUGAUUAUUGUAAUGCUGAGAUACGUGCUCUCAAAACUAUUUUAUUGGUGCGCAUUUGUAAAACAAGUUUAGUAUUUAUUUAUUUUACAUGAAGUUAAUUUAACUAUACAAACAUCCAAUGCAUCAACUUGUUUUGAAUAUAUUUUUUAGGAUGUAAGGUAUUUAUAUGUGACUUUUACAGAGAAAAGUCUUGGGACCGUUGGCUAAAAAAGCUAUCAAAUGGUUGCUCUAACAGAAAAGAUGACAUUUUAUGUAUUUUAAGACGACUCGCUUGGUCAAAGUCAAUUGACGAGGAAGAAAAUGCUCAAAGAAUAUUGGAACAGUCUAAACUCUGGAGUCAAGAAAGCUUUACUAAGUUUAAACAAUAUAUAGAAAAGUAUUGGCUCCCAAUUAAAAAAGUAUGUAAAGUAUAAAAUUUUUGAAGCAAGUAAAACGUUUAAUAUGGAUUUAUAUCAAAAUACAGGCAGAUUCAACAAA
This is a messenger RNA of Hydra vulgaris (swiftwater hydra), 1408 nucleotides long. RefSeq lists its product as uncharacterized. NCBI's taxonomy places the organism in Eukaryota, Metazoa, Cnidaria, Hydrozoa, Anthoathecata, Hydridae. The record is from RefSeq and is a predicted model, not a curated record.